GUACAAAAGCGAGAGAAAGCUGGCUUGGGGGUGGCACUCAACAGGUGCUCUGAGUGGCACCCACGGCCAGGUCCUGGGAGAGGACAGAAAACAACUGGGACUCCUCAGCCCCCGGCAGCUCCCGGUGCCCAGCCACCCACAACACAACCCAAAGCCUUCUAGACAAGCUCAGUGGAAUCUGAAGGGCCCACCCCAUGGAGGAAUGCUGGGUGACAGAGAUAGCCAAUGGCUCCAAGGAUGGCUUGGAUUCCAACCCUAUGAAGGAUUACAUGAUCCUGAGCGAUCCCCAGAAGACAGCUGUUGCCGUGUUGUGCACUCUUCUGGGCCUGCUAAGUGCCUUGGAGAACAUGGCGGUGCUCUCUCUGAUCCUGUCCUCCCACCGGCUCCGCCGGAAGCCCUCAUACCUGUUCAUUGGCAGCUUGGCUGGAGCUGACUUCCUGGCCAGUGUAGUCUUUGCAUGCAGCUUUGUGAAUUUCCAUGUUUUCCAUGGUAUGGAUUCCAAGGCUGUCUUCCUGCUGAAGAUUGGCAGCGUGACCAUGACCUUCACAGCCUCUGUGGGUAGCCUCCUGCUGACCGCCAUUGACCGAUACCUCUGCCUGCGCUACCCACCUUCCUACAAAGCUCUGCUCACCCGCGGGAGGGCACUGGUGACACUGGGCAUCAUGUGGGUCCUUUCAGCACUAGUCUCCUACCUGCCCUUCAUGGGAUGGACUUGCUGUCCCAGGCCCUGCUCUGAGCUUUUCCCACUGAUCCCCAAUGACUACCUGCUGAGUUGGCUCCUGUUCAUCGCCUUCCUCUUUUCUGGAAUCAUCUACACCUAUGGGCAUGUUCUCUGGAAGGCCCAUCAGCAUGUAGCCAGCUUGUCUGGCCACCAGGACAGGCAGGUGCCAGGAAUGGCCCGAAUGAGGCUGGACGUGAGGUUGGCCAAGACCCUGGGGCUGGUGCUGGCUGUGCUCCUCAUCUGUUGGUUCCCAGUGCUGGCCCUCAUGGCCCACAGCCUGGCCACUACGCUCAGUGACCAGGUCAAGAAGGCCUUUGCCUUCUGCUCCAUGCUGUGCCUCGUCAACUCCAUGGUCAACCCUGUCAUCUAUGCUCUGCGGAGUGGGGAGAUCCGCUCCUCUGCCCAUCACUGCCUGGCUCGCUGGAAGAAGUGUGUGAGGGGCCUUGGGUCGGAGGCAAAAGAAGAAGCCCCAAGGUCCUCAGUCACCGAGACAGAGGCUGAUGGGAAAAUCACUCCGUGGCCAGAUUCCAGAGAUCUAGACCUCUCCGAUUGCUGAUGAGGCCUCUUCCCAAUUUAAACAACUCAAAUCAGAAAUCAAUUCACUCCUUGGAGGAGAGAGAGGGGUCUUGGCACUCUCUUCUUACUUAAACCAGUACCAGGCACCUAGACACGGACCCCUUUUUGCUGAUGAGUGUUGGGACUGACUCCUGGAAGACAGCCUGGCCUUGCCCACCUGCACACAGUCUGUUGGAUAGGUAGGGCCCAUGAGGAGAAGCCAAGUGGGCAAGAUGCAAAGGGCCUAGUACAGGCUCAGUUUGACAAGUCAGGUCAGGCUUCAUGCCUGCAUCCUCCAUAGACCACAGGAGCCAAAGCAAGCCUCCAGGCCCAGCAAUGAGGGACUUGGGAGAAAUCUGAGAAGAAUGGGUUGCUCUCUUGGGAAGUCAGGGUAUCAGAUGGAAUGGACAUCCAGGUCUUCUCCCUGCCUAAUUAUCAAGGCCUCCUUGGUUCUGGAGCUAUGAAAGGCCCCACUUUCAGGUCACCCUUGCCACUGAGGACCCAGAACUAUGCUAUGAUGAGGAUUAAGGUGUUGACUUGCCUCUUUCAGAGAUAAAUGACAAGCCUUCAGUUUGGGGCAUCCUGUUGUUUGGGCGAGGACUCUCUCUGAUAUUCUGAUAAUCCCCACCUGUAACCUCAGGUCCCUGGAAAUACAGAGGAAGCUGGGAUCGCUUGAGACACAAAAAUCUUUGGAGAAUUUUCUUGACCCUCUGAAGUCCUUCCAGCAGCAGUCCUGGUGGUGCUGCUGGAAGCAAGCAAUGUCCUAGUCUAACCUAACUCGAAGAAAAAGGAAGAUAUUCACAAAGAUUGUAUAAAUCCCCAAACUGUUCCCCCAUCUGCCCCCAAUUCAGCUCCCUUGCCUCCUCCACACCCCUAUUACAUAUAAUAAGCAGAGCAAGUGGGAGGAGGGGAAAUGCCCUUCCUAUAUGCCAGGUAUGGGGCUGAUAUUUCAGUCCAUUGACCCCAGCUAGAAUAUAGCUCCUUGCUUUUAAAGAUCUCAGGGGCCAGGCAUGGUAGCUCAUGCCUGUAAUCCCAGUACUUUGGGAGGCCAAGGCAGGUGGAUCACCUGAGGUCAGGAGUUUGAGACCAGCCUGACCAAUAUGGUGAAACCCUGUCUCUACUAAAAAUACAAAAAUUAGCAGGGCAUGGUGGCAGGCACCUGUAGUCCCAGAUACUCGGGAGGCUGAGACAGGAGAAUUGCUUGAACCCUGGAGGCAGAGGCUGCAGUGAGCCGAGAUUGUGCCACUGCACUCCAGCCUGGGUGACAGAAUGAGACUCUGUCUUAAAAAAAAUAAAAUAAAAUAGAUCCCAGGGUACCCAUUUUUCAUAUGAGGGAGGCUGGGUUCCUCCCAGAGGAGCCUAAAACAGCCAACAAAAGAAAUUGUUGGCGGCAGAAGGAUUGCAGAGGAAUUCUAAUGCAAUUAUUUGGGACCACAAAUGGAAUACAAUGAAAGAUAUUGGUUAAACAUGUCUUCGUUUAAUACUUUCAAGACAAAAUAUCCACUAGCCAUUCACUUAUUCAUUCAUCUCAUAAACAUGAGCCAGGCUCUGUGUAGGGUCCUGAGUACCUAGCCAUAAAUGAGACCAUGCCCCUGUCUCAUGGGGCUUACAGUCUAUAUCCUGCUUGCAAGACAGCCAAUAAGUCAAUAAAGAAAAUAAUUACAGGUGGUACAACAAAGGAAAUAUGCAGGGUCAUGUAAUAGGAACAGAGUUAACUCAAUAAAUGGUAGGGUAGACCUACCAUGUGCUCUGGUCAUACAAGCCGGCUCACUUUCAUUGAGCCUUUACUAUGGGCCAGGCAGGGGGCUAAGUGUUUUUAAAUGUCUUAUUUCACUUCAUCUUUCCCAACAACCUAAUAAGAAGGUCUUAGUUAUCUUCAUUUUACAGAUGUGGCAACGUCAAAGAUGCAAAGUCACUUGUCUAAGGUCACCCUGCUAAGUACCAGAGCUGAGGUCUCCAACCUAGUUCUGUUUGACUUCAAAGCCUGCCCUCUUAACCACUAACCUUUUGGCCUAGUUCAGUCAAAUUCUGCUUGAUUAUUGCUCAUUAGGGAUAAUAUUAGCUAUCUGUAGCAUCAGAUUGCUGCAAAGUUAACUCACCGUAGAUUCUUAAUAUACUCCAUUUUAUUAAAUGGCCCUGUAUUAAUCUCCUGUAAUAAAUUUCUACAAAUCCGGUGGCUUAACAAUAGAAAUUUACUCUCUCAUAAUUCUGGAGGCCAGAAGUCAAAAUCAAGGUGUGGUAGGGCUCUGCACCCUCCAAAAGUUUAAGGGGAGAAUUAUUCCUUGACUCUUUCAACUUCUGGCGGUCCCUGUCAUUCCUUGGCUUGUGGAAACAUCACUCCUACCUCUGCCUCUGUCUUCAUAUGGCCUUUCCUCUGUGUCUCUUGGUGUCUUUUUUUUUUUUUUUUUUUUUUUUUUGAGACGGAGUCUCAUUCUGUUGCCCAGGCAGGAGUGUGGUGGCAUGAUCUUGGCUCACUGCAACCUCUGUCUCUCAGGUUCAAAUGAUUCUCCUGCCUCAGCCUCCCAAAUAGCUGGGACUACAGGCACCUGCCACCACACUCGGCUAAUUUUUGUAUUUUUAGUAGAGAUGGGGUUUCACUAUCUUGCCCAGGCAGGUCUUGAACUCCUGACCUCAAGUGAUCCGCCCACCUUGGCCUCCCAAAGUGCUGGGAUUACAGACGUGAGCCACCGUACCCGGCCUGGUGUCUUUUUUUAAGAACACCAAUCACUGGAUUUAGGCCCACCCUAAUCUAGUAUGAGUUCAUCUUAAUUUAACUAAUUAUAUCUAUAGAGACCCUGUUUCCAAAUAACGUCACAUUCACAGAUUCCAGGUGGACAAGAAGUUUAGGGGGACACUAUUCAACUCAGUACAGACCCAGGAACAAAGUCCACCCUCUGGCCUGUGAUGAGUGGCAGUCACUAUUUUAUCCUCUCCCCCACGAGAUGAGCUCCAGGUUGACCUCUGCAUCCCCAGUGCUCAGUCAGGACCCAGCAGAGCAUCUGAAGGGAUCUGGUCAAUAUCUGUGGAACUGAACUGUUUCUGAAAAGCUCUGAUGUAUGUUUUGGAAAAUCAAAUCUUAUUUUAACCCAGACACCAAUCUUUUUGUAAGGCAAAGAAGUAGCAUAAAUGUUUAAAGGUGAAUUUGCACGUUUAUAUAUUGUCAUUCCUAAAGUUGAAGCAUGUCUUUCUUUAUUCAUCAGUGGAAUCCUUUCUCAUUUUGGCAAAGAAAAUGCCCAAGUGCCUGGCACAAACAAGCACUGAGUAAAUACUUCUUGAAUGAAUAAAACUAGAUUCUAAAAAUCAUUUGAUCAAACGCACUUCCACACUUUCUACUUCUCUCCUUUUACAACCACACUGUAUUUCUGCUUUUUUUUUUUUUUUUUUUUGAGAUAGAGUCUCACUCUGUCACCCAGGUUGGAGUGCAGUGGCACGCAAUCUUGGCUCACUGCAACCUCCGCCUCCUGGGUUCAAGCAAUUCUCCUGCCUUAGCCUCCCAAGUAGCUGGGAUUACAGGUACCUGCCACCAUGCCCAGCUAAUUUUUGUAUUUUUAGUAGAGAUGGAAUUUCACCAUAUUGGCCAGGCUGGUCUUGAACUCCCGACUUCAAGUGAUCCACCCACCUUGGCCUCCCAAAGUGCUAGGAUUACAGGUGUGAGCCACCACUCCCAGCCUCUAUGUCUGCUUUAAGUAGAGAAGCAGAGCUUAUGAGGGAAGAGAACAAGGGUGCAAAAGGGACCUAGAUAUCACUGAGAACUGCCCUUGCUGUUUGGUUGAGGAAAUGGGCCCAGACAGUGGACAAGACUUGCUCAAGGAGACAAACAAAUGGUGUCCAGUGCAACAAACCCAGGUUUCCUAACUUCCAGUUCUGUCCACUCUACAUCAGUGCCUCUCACCUGUCCCUGCAGGUUCACAUUUUCGUUAUGUGGAUAAGGAGAAAUAAAUUGAAGAUCACAAUGUCCCAUUUUAUCUUCCCCAAGACAAGCUCUGUAACAUGAAAGACCACUAUGCAAAUUGAUUACUAGAAAA
This is a messenger RNA of Pongo pygmaeus (Bornean orangutan), 5301 nucleotides long. RefSeq names its product cannabinoid receptor 2 (gene CNR2). The transcript is spliced from 2 exons. NCBI's taxonomy places the organism in Eukaryota, Metazoa, Chordata, Mammalia, Primates, Hominidae. Gene Ontology annotation, cellular component: membrane. Gene Ontology annotation, molecular function: cannabinoid receptor activity. The record is from RefSeq and is a predicted model, not a curated record. Gene Ontology annotation, biological process: G protein-coupled receptor signaling pathway. Bases 195 to 1277 code for a protein of 360 amino acids.